AUGUCUGGCACUACCAACAGCCCCCAGCCCAGGUCCCUUCCCCAGACUCUGCCCAUGAGGCCCAAGUGUAGCAGGAAGACCUUGGCCCUGGGCGACCUGGACAAGCUGGACACCUUAAAGUGUCCACCUUCUUCUGUGCCAGGAAUGUCAUGCCACCAGGCCAAGGCCAGCAGAAAGACCAAAAAGAAGGAGGGGGGUGCCCUUCGUGCCCAGAGAGCAUCAUCCAACGUCUUCUCCAACUUCGAGCAGACACAGAUCCAGGAGUUCAAGGAGGCCUUCACACUCAUGGAUCAGAACCGAGAUGGCUUCAUUGAUAAGGAGGACCUGAAGGACACCUAUGCCUCUCUGGGCAAGAUCCAUGUCAAGGAUGAUGAGCUGGAUGCCAUGCUCAGGGAGGCUUCUGGGCCCAUCAAUUUCACGAUGUUCCUGAACCUCUUUGGGGAGAAACUGAAUGGUACCGACACCGAGGAGACCAUUCUAAGCGCCUUCAAAAUGCUUGACCCAGAUGGCAAAGGCAGCAUCAACAAGGAAUACAUCAAACGUCUGCUGAUGUCCCAAGCUGACAAGAUGACUGCAGAUGAGGUGGAGCAGAUGUUCCAGUUCGCCUCCAUUGACGCAGCGGGCAACCUAGACUACAAGGCGCUGAGCUACGUGAUCACCCAUGGGGAGGAGAAGGAAGAAUGA
Otolemur garnettii (small-eared galago) is the source of this 684-nucleotide messenger RNA. RefSeq names its product myosin light chain 5 (gene MYL5). The record is from RefSeq and is a predicted model, not a curated record. NCBI's taxonomy places the organism in Eukaryota, Metazoa, Chordata, Mammalia, Primates, Galagidae. Gene Ontology annotation, molecular function: calcium ion binding. The coding region runs from base 1 to 684 and encodes 227 amino acids. The transcript is spliced from 7 exons. Gene Ontology annotation, cellular component: cytoplasm.